Chondrus crispus (carragheen) is the source of this 249-nucleotide messenger RNA. RefSeq lists its product as hypothetical. The record is from RefSeq and is a predicted model, not a curated record. The transcript has a single exon. Bases 1 to 249 code for a protein of 82 amino acids. Lineage: Eukaryota; Rhodophyta; Florideophyceae; Gigartinales; Gigartinaceae.
AUGUUACAGUACCAAGGGUACAAGGAUCCCACCGUCGAAUACUCUUUGACUACCCUUCGAAGAGUAGCCACGCCGUCAAAACGGCAACAGAGAAACAGCAAAGUUACCUAUUUCAACAUUUUUUCCAGCUCGCACUUGCUGCAAGGCUGCUUCGCUGCAAUAUUUCAUGAACGCUUUUUAGCGCUAAUAUCAGAGAAGAAUAGAGGUGCACCUGAAAGGCGUAGGGAGGCAUUGCACACCCAAUGGUGA